This is a messenger RNA of Sesamum indicum (sesame), 1955 nucleotides long. RefSeq names its product transcription factor bHLH62. Gene Ontology annotation, biological process: regulation of DNA-templated transcription. Gene Ontology annotation, molecular function: DNA-binding transcription factor activity; protein dimerization activity. NCBI's taxonomy places the organism in Eukaryota, Viridiplantae, Streptophyta, Magnoliopsida, Lamiales, Pedaliaceae. The record is from RefSeq and is a predicted model, not a curated record. Gene Ontology annotation, cellular component: nucleus.
UGAGCUGAAUUGCAGCUUUUUUCAUCCCAGUUGGGAGAAUUCAGUGGAUCAAAGUGAUCCCUUUGAGUCGGCUCUGAGCUCGAUGGUUUCCUCUCCAACUGCCUCGAAUGCGAAUGGUAAUGGCAGCAAUGGUGAAAAUGUUGUGCUGAGGGAGCUGAUUGGGAGGCUUGGCAGCAUAUGCAAUUCCGGGGAGAUUUCGCCUCAGCAGCCUUACAGUAUCAAUGGGAACAACAGUGCCAAUACUUCUUGCUACAGCACCCCGCUGAAUUCUCCUCCCAAGCUGAACCUGUCGAUGAUGGAAAAUCAGCAAAUCAGGGGGAAUUUGCAAAUCCCUGGAAGCCAUUUUCCUUCGCUUCCGAGCUUGGCACCGUUUUCCACUGAUCCAGGGUUUGCUGAGAGGGCUGCUAGAUUUUCUUGUUUUGCUAACAAGAGUUUGGUGGGCUUGAACGAAAUGGCGCCGAAAUUGGAUUCUGGGAAGAUUUCCAGGGUUUCCAGCAAUCAGUCAAUCAAGAUUUCUGGAUCUCACCCAAUGGCAGUUCAAGAAAGCAAGGAUGGGGGCUUACAGGAAGCUGGAAUUUCAGCUUCCGAUAAGAAAUUCAGCAGGCUGUCGAGAUCUUCAACGCCUGAAAAUGUGGAAUUCGGUGAUUCCAGGGAGAAUUCUUCUGUUUCUGAACAGAUCCCAGGUGGGGAAAUUGGGAUGAAUCCUCAAGUUGAUGCCAAUUCUCGGAAGAGGAAGUCAAUUCCAAAGGGAAAGGGGAAAGAAACCCCUUCUGCUGCAGCAAACCCUGCUAAAGAUGUCAAUGUUGCAUCAGAAAAUAGUGAAUCAAGUGCUAAAAGAAGCAAGUCAGAAGAUGGGAGUGCAAAUGAAAAGGAUGCUGCAAAAACUAAGGCUGAUAAUACAAAUCAAAAGCAUUCAAAGGAUAAUUCAAAGCCUCCAGAGCCUCCCAAGGACUAUAUUCAUGUCAGGGCUAGAAGGGGUCAGGCCACAGAUGCCCACAGUCUUGCUGAAAGAGUCCGGAGAGAGAAGAUCAGUGAAAGAAUGAAAGUCCUACAAGAUCUUGUGCCAGGUUGCAAUAAGGUUACUGGUAAAGCUGUUAUGCUUGAUGAGAUCAUUAAUUAUGUACAGUCUUUACAGCGGCAAGUUGAGUUCCUUUCCAUGAAACUGGCUACUGUCAAUCCAAGAAUGGACUUCAACAUGGAAGCUCUUAUGUCCAAGGAUAUGUUUCAAUCUCGCGGAUCUUUGCCUCAUAACAUGUACCCUUCUGAUAGCUAUCCUUUCCAAUCUCAACCGAAUUUGCAUACUGCUUUGCCCAGUGCAUCAGAGGCACCCUUCACAGCUAACAAUUUCAAUUCUGCUUUAGGCAGAAACCAAACCAUGCAACUGCCUCCAAUGGACAAUUUUAGCGAAACUGCCUCUCAAGUCUCAACGUUCUGGGAGGACGACCUCCACAGUGUCGUUCAGAUGGGAUUCAGCCAGAAUCAGACACAAAAUUUUCAUGGGAUUCUCCCCACAGCUCAAAUGAAAGUUGAGCUAUGAUCAACAAUGUAUCAUCAGCAUUGUUAAUUCUAUUUAUUUGAGGCCCCGAGCGAGAGUGGCUUCUGUAUAUAGUGGGAAAACUCUAGUUCAAGCAAAAACUCGGUGAUCGUUUCCCCAAAAACACAAAAAGAGGAACCUCCUCCUCUCCUUCAUUCUUACUCUGUAUCUGAUGAUCAAUUGGGCAGAUGAUUCUUUGGAAGGAAAUUUUUUUACUGAAAUCAAGAACUAAUUUGAACCAGAGAUGGUGGGAAGACUCUGAAAGUCAAAUGUAACAUUGGUUAUCUUUUUCCCUGUAAGCAAGGUAAGAAGUGUGUUUUAAGAGACAAUCUUUUCAUGUAAACCUUCUUGAUUCAGACCUUGUUCUUUUUCCCCUAUUCCUUGAGUAUGAUGAUAUUCAGAAUCUUUAUCACCUUGUUUU